AUGUCUGCUGAGCUCGCUGACAGUCCUCUCUCCCUCUCCCUCCCUCCCUCGCAGGUGUCCUUCUUCCUGUUCAUCGUGUUUGUGGCGUACACCAUGCUGCCCUUCUCCAUGAGGGAGGCCAUCAUCGCCAGUGUCCUGACCUCCACGUCGCACACCGUGGUGCUGAUUGCGUGCCUGUACGCCACCACCGACCGCAUGGGCCCCGUGGUAUGGCAGAUCCUGGCCAACGUCAUCAUCUUUAUCUGUGGCAACAUGGCGGGGGCGUACCACAAACACCUGAUGGACCUGGCUCUGAAGCAGACCUACCAGGACACCUGCAACUGCAUCAAGUCUCCCAUCAAACUGGAGUUUGAGAAGCGCCAACAGGAGCGUCUGCUGUUGUCCUUGCUGCCAGCCCACAUCGCCCGUGUGAUGAAGAACGAGAUCAUUCAGCGCCUGCAGGGGCCCAACUUUGGCCAGAUGGAGAACACCAACAACUUUCACAACCUCUACGUCCAGAGACACACCAACGUCAGCAUCCUGUAUGCUGAUAUCGUAGGCUUCACGCGGCUGGCCAGCGACUGCUCCCCAGGAGAGCUGGUGCACAUGCUGAACGAGCUGUUUGGCAAAUUUGAUCAAAUUGCCAAGGAGAAUGAGUGCAUGCGGAUCAAAAUUCUCGGGGACUGCUACUACUGUGUGUCCGGACUGCCCGAGUCCCUGCCCAACCACGCACGGAACUGUGUCAAAAUGGGGCUGGACAUGUGCGAGGCCAUCAAGAAAGUUCGAGACGCCACCGGCGUUGACAUCAACAUGCGUGUCGGAGUGCAUUCUGGGAACGUGCUGUGUGGCGUGAUCGGGCUUCAGAAGUGGCAGUAUGACGUGUGGUCACAUGACGUCACACUGGCCAAUCACAUGGAGGCAGGAGGUGUACCGGGGCGAGUCCACAUCACCUCGGUGACGCUGGAGCACCUGAACGGGGCGUACAAGGUGGAGGAUGGGGAUGGGCAGGAGAGAGACCCCUACCUGAAGCUGCACGGGGUCAUCACCUACCUGGUUAUCAACCCUAAGGUGGAGCGUCGGAGCCCCCAGCAGCACUACCGGCCCCGCCACACGGUGUACGGGGCCAAGAUGAGAGCCUCGGUGCGCAUGACCCGGUACCUGGAGUCCUGGGGGGCCGCCAAACCCUUCGCCAACCUGCACCACCGGGACAGCAUGACCAACGAGAACGGCAAGAUCAACACCGUCGACGUGCCAAUGGGGCAGUACCAUUUCCAGCGGAGAUCAGAGAGAACCAAGUCCCAGAAGAAGCGCUUCGAGGAAGAGCUCACAGAGAGGAUGAUCAGGACCUUUGAUGGGAUCAAUUCUCAAAAACAAUGGCUUAAAUCCGAAGACAUCCAAAGAAUAUCGUUAUUCUUUCACAACAAGUCCUUGGAGAAGGAGUACCGGGCGACAACUCUGCCGACUUUCAAGUACUACGUGACCUGCGCCUGCCUCAUCUUCUUCUGCAUCUUCAUCGUGCAGAUCCUGGUCCUGCCAAAAACGACCAUCUUGGGGAUCUCCUUCGGGAUGUCUUUCCUCACGCUCUCACUGAUCCUAGUCAUCUGCUUCAUCGGACACUUCCUGCACUGCAGUAAGAGCACGUCGGCCUCGUGGACCUGGUUGCUGCGCUCGUCCGGUAUCAUCGCCAACAAGCCGUGGCCCCGCAUCACGCUCACCAUGACGACCACCGCGCUCAUCCUGGUCAUGGCCGUCUUCAACAUGUUCUUCUUGGGGGAGUCUGUGACCUCGCCUGUUACGGUUUAUAAUUCAUCCAAUGAGACGUUUUUUUACAACAAUGGACAACCAAUGAGCUCCAUUGAUAAAAAUGGCUUCUACCUCCCGUACUUCAUCUACAGUUGCAUUCUGGGCCUGAUCUCCUGCUCGGUGUUCCUGAGGAUCAACUACGAGCUGAAGAUGAUCAUCAUGCUGACAGCCGUGGUGGUUUACAACAUCAUUAUACUGCAGACGCAUGCGUCCCUGCUGGAUGAAUACAGCACGUUCCUGUACAGGACGGAGACGCUGGACAGGCCCGGUGUUCUCAAAGACCUGAAGACAAUGGGCUCUAUCUCCCUCUUCAUCUUCUUCAUCACCCUUCUUGUGCUGGCCAGACAGAAUGAAUAUUACUGUAGGUUAGACUUCCUGUGGAAGAACAAGUUCAAGAAGGAGUGCGAGGAGAUCGAGACCAUGGAGAACCUUAACCGCGUGCUGCUGGAGAACGUUCUGCCCGCGCACGUCGCAGAACACUUCCUGGCGCGCAACUGGAAGAACGAGGACUUGUACCACCAGUCGUAUGACCUGGUGUGCGUGAUGUUCGCCUCCAUCCCGGACUUCAAAGAGUUCUACACCGAGUCUGACGUCAACAAGGAGGGCUUGGAGUGCCUGAGGCUCCUGAACGAGAUCAUCGCCGACUUCGAUGAGCUUCUAUCCAAGCCAAAGUUCAGUGGGGUAGAGAAGAUCAAAACCAUUGGCAGCACGUAUAUGGCUGCUACUGGGCUCAACGCAUCGCCUGCCCCCGAGCACACAAUGCAGGAGCACGACCGACAGUACAUGCACAUCGGGACCAUGCUUGAGUUUGCCUUCGCGUUGGUGGGAAAACUCGACGUGAUCAACCGGCAUUCCUUCAAUGACUUCAAACUCAGAGUCGGUAUCAACCAUGGCCCGGUCAUCGCGGGGGUGAUCGGAGCCCAGAAACCGCAGUACGAUAUCUGGGGGAACACAGUGAACGUGGCCAGCCGAAUGGACAGCACCGGAGUCCUGGGGAAGAUACAGGUGACCGAGGAGACCAGCCGUAUCCUUCUCACGCUGGGCUACAUGUGCUCCUGUCGCGGCAUCAUCAACGUCAAAGGCAAAGGCGAGCUCAAGACCUACUUCGUCCACACGGAGAUGACUCGCUCGCUCUCCCAGGGGAACGUCAUGCCUUGAGACGCCGACCAGGAAAGAUUGACUCGGUUUCGACACAAAACUAUUCAGUUAUUUAUUCACUUUUUAUUUUUCGGGGGUACCGCUUUUUUUCCACGGCCAAUGGGAAAACGGCGAGGACAGCGGACGCUACGCAGGAGGACCUUGACUACCUUUUUUUGUUCAGCGACAAACAUUAGAAAAAAAAAUUAUCUUAAUAAACAUCCGUCGUCGGAACAAUCCAUAGAGCCCAACGUAUGGACGCCAACGACACCGCUGUAGUUGUUAUUUUGUCAUGCAUAGAAGUGUAGGUGUACUGUGUACAGCAGGAAGACAAGCUAAAAGGAAGGACUGGACUCAAACGAGUAUACAACAAGAUGGAAGACCGAUAUACGACUGCACACCGAUGUUGAUCGUUCCAAAUAUCCUACCUAUCAAGGUCGCUCAACAUCGGACGGAAUCAACGUCCAAUCAAAGUAGCGGGGAUCAAACACAAUUAAAUCCAACCAUUCGAAUAAAUAUAUUACGAAAAGAGUGCUGUGGUAGAAGGGCGUCUUGAUCAGGACAUGCUCUGGUGAAUGUGUAUUUCGGUUGGAAAUUCGACGCGGCCGAUAAAAACUCUAAUGGACGGUCACAAAGAACUGAUGCAACCUUUCAAAGUAGCCAUGCAACGGUAGCAGCUUGCAUUCAUUCUCAGCUUUGCCUUCCUCCUCCCCCCCCCCCCCCCCCCCCCCCACACCCACACCCCAAUGCCCCAGGAGGGUCGCCCCACCGUAGGGGUGUGGUUCUGCGUGGUGUGGUCAGCUUGUCCCUUGUGUUCGCGUAGCUUUGCUAUUUUUACGUUUCCGGUUCCCUCCCGACUUGGCGAAGUCACUCGAGUUAAGGUCGAGUUACGAUUGGACGUUGACGCAACGCAAGGGGACCCAUUACGUCCUCGCAAACCCUCCUUUGCGUCCACUGUUAGGGCCUGCGUUGCGCAAUCUUUGUCUCGAGGCGACGCAGCAGUAAGGGCUGUGAUUGGCCGGUUAACAUAAACCCAACGUAAACCCCGACGCAGAACCAAAACAGUCGAAGCGACUGCGUGGUCAUUGUGUCAUCGUCCAACCAUAACUCUCGCUUUGUCAUUAUAGAGAUAGUGCAGUUAGGUGAUUCCUGAAUUACAUAGUGCAUGAGUACUGCUGUGUAGAUCGGAUACAUCUGGAUAUAGGUGAGAGAGCGAGGGAUGGGGAUCCUAGUGUACAUACGCCACCCGUUUCGUUCAACGCACACAAACAAUGGAUGUAUUUCAAGAUCGCCCAGCAUAACAUACAGAGAUAAACAUUGAUUGAGGAAAAAACACUGUCCUGUUCUGAGGUAUCAGAGCAAAACUUAAGAUAAUAUACGUCCUAGUUCAAGCGGCACCCGAUAGAAGAAAGAUCUCGCUUUUGGUUUUGAUGAUACUCAAACUCUCGCGUAUAUUGUCUCUCCUUUCACUUCAAAAGAACAGAGGAUUUCAGAUCCCCCCCCCCCCCCCGGCCUUAUUCCCAGGCCUCUGUACAGGGUCGUUUUGCAGUGUCUUCUGUCGUGUGAUUUUGUACAAAAGAAAAUACUAUCAAAAAAGUGUUUUGAUGUUUUUUCGACGAUGUUGUUGUUUAGAAUAGUUUUUUUUUUUUCCGGUUUGUUCUUUUGUUAAGAAAAACAAUAAAUACAAUUUAUAUGUA
Messenger RNA from Gadus macrocephalus (Pacific cod), 4616 nucleotides. RefSeq names its product adenylate cyclase 2a (gene adcy2a). Gene Ontology annotation, cellular component: plasma membrane. Gene Ontology annotation, biological process: cAMP biosynthetic process; adenylate cyclase-activating G protein-coupled receptor signaling pathway; intracellular signal transduction. The transcript is spliced from 24 exons. The record is from RefSeq and is a predicted model, not a curated record. NCBI's taxonomy places the organism in Eukaryota, Metazoa, Chordata, Actinopteri, Gadiformes, Gadidae. The coding region runs from base 1 to 2940 and encodes 979 amino acids. Gene Ontology annotation, molecular function: adenylate cyclase activity.